This is a messenger RNA of Diospyros lotus (date-plum), 1503 nucleotides long. RefSeq lists its product as uncharacterized. The record is from RefSeq and is a predicted model, not a curated record. Bases 1 to 1503 code for a protein of 500 amino acids. The transcript is spliced from 2 exons. Lineage: Eukaryota; Viridiplantae; Streptophyta; Magnoliopsida; Ericales; Ebenaceae.
AUGUCGGAGGUCCCACCAGAAAGGUUUCGUAUCCCAUCCAUCAAGCUCUAUGACAGAAGCACAGAUCCCUAUGAUCACGUAGAACUUUUCUCCUCUCACAUGCUGGUACAAUCGGGAUCUGACGCGAUGUGGUGCCGGGCAUUCUCAGCUACUUUGGGAGGUCAUGCCCGAACUUGGUUCAAUGAAGAGGCGUUGAGCAUUGACGAGUUCGAUCAGCGGAUCGCCAUGGUGGCUCUCCAGAAUGGCCUAAGGGCUGGACCAUUCGCUCAGUCCUUAGCCAAGACUCCACCCCGUACUUUCACAAAAGCCCUUACAAGGGUUAACAAGUACAUCAAUGCUGAAGAGGUGAUGAAGGUGAAGCGGGCUAAACAACCGGACAAGAAAGAAAGAGAAAAGGAGAAGAAAAAGCCGGUGGUGGAACAGAAGACGGACUAUCGCCCCUCCCGAGCUCCUAAUCACCCAAGUUUUGGGGGUGCACGGGGAAGCCCGGUAAGUUACGCUCCCCUCAACGCUAGUCGAACAGAGAUUCUCUUGGCACUGGAGGAUAAGAAUUAUUUGCGACGUCCUCCCCCGCUGAAGUCUCCACUUAACACUAGAAGCAAAAAGAAGUAUUGUCGUUUCCACCGCGACCACGGCCAUGAGACAGAGGACUGCAUCCAAUUGAAAGAAGAGAUACAUGAGCUUAUCAACAGGGGUUACCUCCGGGAUUUCGUUAGUCGAGGAGGUGGGAACUCGGGCAGGGUAGAAUCCCAACCAGAACACAGAAGGAGGUCCCCUACUCGUGAUCGCCUUCGAGAACGAAGUCGAACACCGCCCCGGAGAGAAGGAAAACAGCCCGCCGAUGAGGGAGGACAGAAGUUUAUCUUAUACACAUUGGCGACGGGAACAGUUCCAGGGUCUCACUCAACUGCUCCCAAGAGCGUGGUAAAGGAGAAUGUGGUCAUCACAUUCUCCGAAGAGGAUCUUUCGAGCUACCCCAACUAUUCAGAUCCGUUGGUGAUCACUGCUCAAGUAGGAGAGUGGGAGAUGAGGCGAAUCCUUGUAGACCCGGGUAGUUCUUCGAAGAUUCUUUACAAGAGGGCAUUCCUAGGGAUGGGGUUCACUCUCGAACAGUUGAGGCCAAUUCGUGUCCCCUUGGUUGGUUUUGAUGGAAUAGUGAUUCACUCCGAGGGGUUGAUCCGGCUAUCCCUAACAAUCGGUAGUGGCUCUCAUAAAUCCCAGGUGACGUUGGAUUUUUUGGUCGCUGAUGUGCCCUCGGCAUACAAUAUGAUCCUCGGUAGGUCCAGGCUUAGUGCCCUGAGGGCGGUACCAAGCACAUAUCACAUGGUGUUGAAAUUCCCUACUCCGGGAGGGAUUGGCAAGGUAAGAGGAGACCAACGGCAGGCUAGGGAAUGCUACGUAGCCUCUUUGAGUGCCACUAUAGCCAAGGGGUCAGAGUCAAACUCAAGGCCGAACCAGGAUACUAUCCCUCAAGACGGCCAGGGCCAGAUGGAAACAAAAUAG